Zasmidium cellare ATCC 36951 is the source of this 714-nucleotide messenger RNA. RefSeq lists its product as uncharacterized. Lineage: Eukaryota; Fungi; Ascomycota; Dothideomycetes; Mycosphaerellales; Mycosphaerellaceae. The transcript has a single exon. The record is from RefSeq and is a predicted model, not a curated record. The coding region runs from base 1 to 714 and encodes 237 amino acids.
AUGGGCAAGAAUCCAGAGAUCAGAAAGCCCAAGCCCAAGCCGCCGCGCAGUCGAGAAUCAAAUUUCUCCUAUGAAGACGACGGCUGUGUGGCGACUGCCAUCCAAGAGAGCAAUACCGCAUCGAACGACCAGGACUUCGAUGACCCACUCAUGCGACCAGGCCCUGUUCCCCUAUAUCCUUAUGGCCUCGGCUUCAUGGAUGUAGGGGACUUCCAGGUAGUGUGCCUCGACGUCUACACCGUCGUCUACUCUGUCAACCAGGAUGAUGGUGUGCUGCGAGUCUGGUUGAAUAAGAUUGCAAAGGCGGGCGGAGAAAUGGAGCUCGAACCUCCAGGUCAUAGGUACAGCGUUGGUGAGGCCGCAAACGUCAAAUUCGCCGCACUGCGAUUGCGGAUGCUUGACGAGACCCCUGCGUCGGCUGGUCUGGAGAUAGAUACGGUCGUCGUGUCGCAAGACGAUGCCGUUGGUCGACUGGUCGUGGCUGUGCUAGUGAGGUCUUUGGAUACGAACGAGGCACUGGCCGAUACGCAGCGCGAAAGGGGCGUGGAGGGACUCUGGUGGGAUGAGUAUGCGGUCAAAGAGGGCGCUGGUAUCAUGGAAGGCGAAAUUGGCGACGAGGAGUUGAAAAGACAGGUUUUGAGGGGGUUUGAUGUAUUGAAGGAGAUUCGGUUUCCGCCUAUAGACAGGAGCCGACGUGGAUUGGUCGAUGGAUAG